AUGGUCCCUGGUCGCGAACUAACUGAGGAGGAGAUUGACAGGAUCUUUGAUAAUCUCUUCUCCAACCCGAUAUAUGAGGCACGGGAACCAGAUACACCUCCUGAGAAAACUGGCAGUGCCACUAAGAAUGAGAAUCGGUUGAAGGGCCUAGGAACGAAGCAUUACCAGGGCAUAUUAGACGAGAUCAGAACCGAGGUGGCCGUUCGCGUUCGUCGUGAGCAGGGAGGAAAAUCGCAAACCGUCGACACCAAUGAAGAUGUGGAAGACACUGUAUCGUCAGCUGUGAGCGAUUCAGCUCCCCCAACCACCGCAUCCCCGUUGCCUGUUGACACGGCAGCAUCGGCUGCUGAACGCCGUGUCAAAUUCGUGGCACGGAAUAACUUCCCUACUGCAAAAGUGCUUAAUUCUAAGCAUUACGUGGAGGGGCUAAAGUUCCGUCGUCUGGGGGAGAGCGAGUUGGUCGUUAGUGAGUUGGGCAUCGGCACGUCAAUGUACGACAACCCUGAACUCAUCGAUCACGACCAUGCUGUUGAAGUAUUGGAGACUGCUCACAAACAAUACGGCAUAAACUUUUAUGAUACCUGCGAAUACGACCCCUAUCCAUACGAGCCUCGUAGCUACCUGGAGGGCCAGCAUCGCAGCAUGCGCGAGUUUUUGCGCCGAGUUAAACGUGAAGAUGUUGUGGUAUCGGGAAGGAUAUCGUCUAGCAACUUGGGGAAGUUUCGCACCCGGGGGCGUUUCUUGUCUUGGGUGCGCGGGGAUAUAUCGUCACCACCCACUCUAUCAGUGAUAGAAAAAGCAGUAGACAAGCUUUUGGAUCGCCUGGGUACAGACUACUUGGACAUCUUGUCCUUUGUGCAUCCUUACCGAUACGUGCCAAAUGCUCACCUUGGGGAGGACACCUACUGCUGGGGCAAUGAACGCGACGUGUUCAGCGGCGCGGCCUCAGAGAAUGCGGACGAGUGUACGUACGAUGCUGACGAAUUACUCUCGGCUCAAUGCGAAAUAUUCGAGACUCUGGUUAGCAAGGGUAAGGUGCGUUCCAUCGGCCUGUCCAACGAGACGGUUUGGGGACUCUGCCAUUUGAAGAACAAGUCGGGUCGAAAGUUCCCUGUAGCUUGUACACAGCAGAUGUACAACAUGCUUCAUCGCAACGAGGUUGAGUCUAGUGGCAUGUCGGAAGCAGUGCUAAAGGAAAAUCUGAACUGCCCAAUCGUCGCAUACGGCAUACUUGCAGGGGGCAUUCUGACGGGAAAGUACAUAGACCCCGAGCGACACAACCCUAUGGGUCCCGACAAGACGAAGGAGAAUGCAACAUUUGCGGACAAGCACGACUACCCUGGUGAUUAUCAAUCGUGCCUCAUCUUGAUAUCAGUUGAGAUCCCUGAGGAUUACGGUCAUUUGAGCUUCGGCCCGGCCAAUGCGCGGUGCAACCUCUUUCCCGACACCUUCCACACCCACAGAACUAUUUGGUGUCAGCACGCCACUGCCGAGUACCUGAAGGUUGCACGGACUCACGGCAUGACCCUUGCGCAACUUAGCAUGUCUUGGGUAUUUAGUCGCCCUUUCCUGCACGAAACGAUUGCAGCCCUGAACUACCCGAUGACACGUGAGAUAGAGAAUGACGUUCACGAGAUAUUCCUGCGCUACCGCGCUCCAACCAUGGGUGGACCGCAGCUACUUACUCGCCUAGACGACGACUUCGCCGUUCCGAUGUCGCAGAACGACCGCAUGCGAAAAGGCGCGGUACCCAUCUGGAGCGGCGGGUCGCACUGGGAUAUGGACUCGAUUCCACCUAUUUCGCGAAUAGCCGAGGAACGUAAGCAUGACGAAGCAUACGUGGAGACGGCUUCUUUGUUUGGUCUGUUCGACAAGCCUAACGACGAAUGCUGGCGCAACUACCGCUGCUGGGUAGAGCGGACCAGCGAAGGCCUUCCAGGCGAGUAUUUCGCUGUGAAGGAGAGCAAGCUGUUCGGCUGGGAUACAAUGAAGCUUGACGAGUUCACAGUGGUGCCUAAAACCCCAGAGGAGGUUGCCCGUGACGACACUAGCGACUUCCACUUCUACUGGAAGGGCGGGCAGGUAUAUGUGGGUCCUACCAGCGACGCAAUCCGCGCAUUUUACGACGACCAGAUCGCGGUUUGCAAUGUGAUGCGUGCCCGUGAGGACAGCUUUAAACGAGGCCUCGAGGUGGAGGAACUCCCCGAAGGGUGCAAAGUAUGGUCAUCCCUAGAUGCGGAUUUGGUGUUCAAGCGGUUGCGUGACAAAUUCGGUAUUGACGUGACCGAGCCUCGCCUGCUUGAGCGGCUGCUGCUGGACUGCGGUCGCGAGGUGGUGGCCCUGUCUGCGGCGGAGCGUCGUUGCGAGAAGUUCGCCUAUUUCGAGGAUCGUGAGCACCUUCUGAAGCAAGAAGUCGAAGUGUCGGAUGUCGACAAGAGGCGUACUACCCCACUAUAA
Babesia bigemina is the source of this 2457-nucleotide messenger RNA. RefSeq names its product ALDO/KETO REDUCTASE, putative. The record is from RefSeq and is a predicted model, not a curated record. NCBI's taxonomy places the organism in Eukaryota, Apicomplexa, Aconoidasida, Piroplasmida, Babesiidae. The transcript has 11 exons. The coding region runs from base 1 to 2457 and encodes 818 amino acids.